This is a messenger RNA of Cladophialophora psammophila CBS 110553, 1749 nucleotides long. RefSeq lists its product as uncharacterized. The coding region runs from base 1 to 1749 and encodes 582 amino acids. The transcript has 2 exons. The record is from RefSeq and is a predicted model, not a curated record. Gene Ontology annotation, molecular function: DNA strand exchange activity; single-stranded DNA binding; structural constituent of ribosome. Gene Ontology annotation, cellular component: mitochondrial large ribosomal subunit; nucleus. Gene Ontology annotation, biological process: positive regulation of mitochondrial DNA replication; DNA recombination. NCBI's taxonomy places the organism in Eukaryota, Fungi, Ascomycota, Eurotiomycetes, Chaetothyriales, Herpotrichiellaceae.
AUGGCGGCCAUCACUGCCAAUUCAAUGGCUCAUCAGAUACCUCCAAUGUCCAUCCCUGCCAUGCCACGAAUACGGCCUCCUAGAAUGUUAAAGGGCGACCCCCAUCCGAAUCAAGCUCUCCCGCCCUCCGUCGCACCCACAAACGCAAGCAUAAAAUGGGUUCAGGGCAAAUGGCGAGCAGGAGGAUCCAAUGCGGUCAAGAAUAAGUCAGCCACGCAAGACAUCCAAGUCACAAAGGCUCUUCGGCAUCAGACGCAUGGUCUAGACAUCUAUGCCUACCGCCAUAUUCGAACUAAUCAAGUUGUGUACAGCUUGACGAGGACUCUGCAGGAAACCAAAAUCCUCAAGCAACUCCUUUUCCAUGGCAAAAAGACUGUACCUGCAUCGGUACGCCAGGAUAUGUGGACGCCAUACUUUUCCAUACAUUUCCCUCCAACUGCUGCCGGAGCGUUAGAAGGUCUUUUUGCUUUCCAGAAACUCCGCGAGCUUUCGAUGCAAAGACAGCUAUCACCACCCGAGGACUUGAUCAAAGCUACACAAGAGGACAUAGAUAUUGUGAAAUCGAAGCUAGGGUCUCCCGUGACCCUUCAGGAAAUGGCUGUCCGUGAUGAGCUCGUGAAGAAGAUCCCCAAGCUCGACGAAAUCCUACCGAAGAAGCUACGAGCACGAAAAUUGAUGGACCAGAAAGCCACCAGUGUUGCUGAUGCUGCAUUUGUGCUUGACUGGAUAUCUUCCGGACCUAACCCAUGGGCAAAAGUGACCAUGGUAGAAACCAAUCGGUUGAUAUACGCCACGGAAAUGACAAACCGAGCACGACGACGCAUAAACAAGAUCCGCAAAGAACUUGAGAGGAAGGUGGCAGAGAUUCGAAAACGUGCCGCGCUGGCUCUCCAGGAUAUUCCUGACUACGAGCGGGCCCUCCUGCCUCUCACACGCAAUGCAAUUCAGCAGCUCAGUAUGGAGCACCAUGGCGUAGUUCGAGGGAGCAAACUUGACAACGAUUUAAAGAGGUGGAAAGACUAUGACUCUGUGCAGUUACGAGAGGAACUGAAACAGCAAAACUUUGAUGUCUUCAGGGAACGCCAACAAACCGUUAAGGCAGCGGAGCAGGAAGCUAUGAAAGAAUGGUUCAACCACAACAACGUCCCAAUUACGGAAACGGGAUCGGUCUGGGAAGAAGUCUCCGCAGCUAGAAAAUCAGCUCUGAGGGCGUUUGACGCCCAAGAUUUGCAAAAUCCCCCUUCGAAACCUGAUUGGGCCGACGAACCCCGUGAGAUCAAGAUGUACUGGGCGGACUUGAAUGACGGACUCUUCGCGCCCGCUUGGCCUCGAAACGUCGUGCACGGCGCUCUAGCACCUUUUGGCUUAGCGAAGGCUUGGAAGACAAAACUUGGACUCGAUGAUGAGGGCGAAUUCCAGAAGGGGAAGCCGCAGCAGCAAUACCAAGCUGUUGUGUCCAAGAGCGUGCAUGUUAUGGGCAGUGGGAUAAAUGAUGGGUGGAUGCCCGAGGGGAUGGCAGAUGGACACACACAACCCCCAAUAUGGGAAGAAACGCCACUGAAAGAAGGUGAAGAGGGGAUGGCGGAGUAUCAAACUGAACGAGCGGAGACGCAGGAGGUUGGAGCUGUCUCGCCGGAAGAGAAAGGUGCGCACAAGGGGCCGAUGAGGGAGUAUGAAGAUGGAGAUGUGGUGUUUGAAGCUAGGCCUAGGGGUUUUUGGGGUCGGGUAAGAGGGCUUUUUGGUCGAUGA